Macroventuria anomochaeta is the source of this 1447-nucleotide messenger RNA. RefSeq names its product glycerate kinase. Lineage: Eukaryota; Fungi; Ascomycota; Dothideomycetes; Pleosporales; Didymellaceae. Gene Ontology annotation, molecular function: glycerate kinase activity. The record is from RefSeq and is a predicted model, not a curated record. The coding region runs from base 1 to 1302 and encodes 433 amino acids. The transcript is spliced from 3 exons.
AUGCUCACUACCAGCGCCGACGUCUGCGCUCCGGCUGUUGGGCCAGAUACACUAGCUAGUCACCCAAAGCUACCAAGGCCUCGAACUUUGAAGACAUUUAACCUGCCACCGCAGCAGGUCGAUGAAGUCCUACUUUCGGCAUCGACUCUUCUGCCGACACCGGCAUCAGAUAUACUUGGUGGAUAUCCGCUCAGGAUAUUGAUUGCUCCCUUCGGUUUCAAGGAAAGCCUUGGUCCAGAGCAUGUAGCGGACGCUAUUGAGGCCGGUUGCCGGAAGGUUCUGGAUGAGAAUUCUGUCAUAAUACGGAAACUUCACCUGCACGAUGGCGGAGAGGGCUUUUCUCGUGCUUUUGUAGCGACUCAUGGCGGCACCAUCGUGAAUGAGACCGUGACUGGCCCUAUUGGUGUGCCUGUUCAGUCGCACCUAGGCUUCGUCCACAUUGACAAAACUGCUGUUCUGGACAUGGCUGCAGCUGCCGGACUUCGUCUCGUCCCCAAGGACUCACGCGACCCGAUGGUGGCUACGACAUAUGGCGUCGGGGAGCUGAUCAAGAAAGCGCUGGAUGCCGGAUGCACCAAGAUCAUCAUUGAUUGCGGAGGUUCAGGAACUUCAGAUGGCGGCGCCGCUAUGCUUCAGGCACUUGGUGUCCGUCUCCUAGAUUCAGAGGGGAAGGUGCUUCCUAAGGCAGAUGGAGGUCGGGCACUGUCACAAUUGGACAAGAUUUGUUGGUGCGGUGUUCAUCCUCGACUGCGCAAAGAUGCUGCCAAGAAGGUUCAGAUUGAAGCUGUGUGCAAUAUCACGAAUGUCCUUUGCGGACCUCGAGGCGUUGCACGAGUGUACGGUCCCCAAAAAGGUGCUACUCCGGACCAGAAUGCUCCUGGUAGCGGUGCGAGCGGAGGGCUUGGUGCUGGCUUGAUGAUGCUGGGCACCAGGCUGCGCGCUCGAAGCGAUGCCAUCAAUAAGCACUUCGAGUUUGACCGCGUCUUUGAGAAGCAGUGGGACUUUGUCGUCACCGCCGAAGGAAGUUUGGACUCCCAAUCGACUCAAGGCAAGAUGACAACGGAGGUUGCUCGCCGAGCAAAGCGACGCGGGGCGCAAGUUGUUGCGUUGGCAGGGACCAUCGGAGAAGGAGCAGACGGAUGCUACGGGGCAGGUAUCAAAGGCUUCACAAGCAUCAUGAGAGGACCACUCACGCUGGAAGAAGUAAUCGUACAGACCGAGAACUUGGUGAAAGAUGGUGCCGAGAAGAUUGUAAGGAUGAUCAUGGUCGGACUGGUUCUUGGUAAUAGGCACCGCCGCUAGGUGCACUGCCAUGACAAGACUUUCCGGGCCUUGGUACUGCCACAUUGGAUGUUGCGUACAUGAGACACGAGAUACGACUUAACAGUAGAACAGACCCAUAAAUGUGACUAUUAAAGAUGAACGAGAUGGAUGCGAUGGCUUGCGU